AUGGCGGCUGCAGAAGCACGAGCCGCCUGGCAGCGUAUGGCCAAUCGCUGCAUUGUCCAAGAGGAUGCUAAAAGGGCGCCGAAGUUAGCCUGCUGCCCAUCAUCCUCAUCAAAACUACAGCCUGAUCAAACCAGUGGAACUGACGCAAAUAGGGCCGAUCAGCCUGCCUCAAGUUUUGCUUCCCCCUGCUGGAACCCCAUGGAUGCCAGUCUACCUCCCGACUCAAAAUGGUGGCUUCAGAUGCAACCCAACUUUGGGUGUCGGACUGAACAGCUCAGUGUUUCAAAUGAGAUCGAUGCCAGGGAAGAGGAAGCCAUCGACAAAACUUCAGAAGCUUUCGGCGGUCAGACAUGCGUUUCAACCGCUUCUGUCCAUACUCAGAAGAAAUGUAGCUCUCAUGAGGUGUCCAGGCUGAUUUCGGCAAGCUAUAUGAAGCAUGAGACUGGAUCAAUAGUUGAAGGGACUGGGCCAGUGGAGGGUGAUUUGCUACCGCAAAGCAAAAAGGAGUCGGGUUUAGGGUUAUACUCGUGUCAGAAUGAGGACUUGAUGAACUGGAAGGCUGUUGACCAGUUAAUUUCCAAGAAUUCGGAGAAGCCUUGCUUCGACAUGGAAUCACCCUUGGCCAAGAAGGAAAAGAUCGAGCCAUGGUGGCGCAUUGCUGAUAAAGAUGAAUUGGCUUCUUUUGUUGCCAAAAAAUCUGUGGAGCUCUUCGAGAAUUGCGAUCUUCCCCGGCCUCAGAGAGUUCACUUCUGCAGUGACCAAUUUGAUUGUGUUGAUUGUCACAUGCUCUUGGCUUCAUCUCUCGACAGAUUUCACUUUGGCUCAUAUUCUGCAUUGGAUUAUGCGAGUAACAGUCUGACCUCUGGUCAUUCUAAUGGGAAACACCACCUUUCCUCUGUGGGGCGUUUGGCCCCUGGCUCUGAUCUGACAUCCAGGUACAAUGCAUCUCUGAUAUCCCCGAUUCUAUCCAAUGUUUCUCAUGAAUAUCUAAUGAUUGCUUCGGUCAACUUGAUCAUACUACACCUGCAUAGCCUGAACAUUAGGUUUUGUGGUUGAAUUCAGUGAUUUCCACUGGGUUUUGAGUUAGAGGGCUCACCGUUUCCUUUUUCAGGGGAACAGUCAUGGAUUUGCCGAAGACCGAGCCUCACUUGGAGUCAGACCCAAUCAGGGUUGAAUUGCUGGAGGCCCUCUGCCGCUCCCAGACGCGGGCCCGGGAGGCUGAAAUCGCCGCCCAACGGGCCCACAUCGAGAAGGAGCACAUCAUCGAUCUCUUCUUCAAGCAGGCAUCAUCCCUGUUUGCCUACCGACAGUGGGUCCAGAUGCUGCAGCUGGAGAGCCUCUUCCUUCGGCUGAAAAUGAAGGACCCCUGGGCGUCACCCUCCCUACUUCCGGCCACCCCAUGGGCGGCGCCGCCAGAUGGCAGCGGCGGCGGCGGUGGGCACAGGGCAAAGAAGAGAAGAGGCCUGAGGCAAUGGACCUGCAACCUGUGCAGGUGCGCAGUUGCACUGGCUGUCAGCUUGGGGCUCGCCAGCACUGGUCUGCUCUUCGGGUGGACACUCGGCUGGCUCUUGCCCAUCUUCUAG
Messenger RNA from Spirodela intermedia, 1583 nucleotides. The record is from the annotation of a GenBank genome assembly. NCBI's taxonomy places the organism in Eukaryota, Viridiplantae, Streptophyta, Magnoliopsida, Alismatales, Araceae.